This is a messenger RNA of Lineus longissimus, 4503 nucleotides long. Its product is annotated as centrosomal protein of 95 kDa-like. The record is from RefSeq and is a predicted model, not a curated record. The transcript has 19 exons. Gene Ontology annotation, cellular component: spindle pole; centrosome. Lineage: Eukaryota; Metazoa; Nemertea; Pilidiophora; Heteronemertea; Lineidae. Bases 145 to 3096 code for a protein of 983 amino acids.
GCUGAAGCGGCCAUUUACGAAAAAUAUUUUAUCAACAAGUUUGUUUUUCAUGGUUUUCAGGCUGUGUGCUCACGCUGAUGAUCCCCUAUCUAAUUAGUUUUUGCAUCUUGAAGUAAGGCCACAUCGUGUGCAGGAAGAAGAAGAAUGGCAAGUGACAUUUAUGUUGACAUGGUCAAUGACAUGUUAAGUCAGCUUCAUGUCAACAGACAUCUGAAGAGCUUCAGGGAGAUUAAUAGUGCAGUUCUUGUCAUCUUGUAUGAAGGACUCUGUGGAGAGGAUCUGCCUGAUAUUAUCAGGAAGCCAAAAUCAAAAGAAGAUCAGAUCCACAACUGCCAGUCUGUUAUCAAUGCUCUCUCCCUGGAUGUGCUGCACACCUCCUUGUCUCACAUCAGUGGUGAGGAAGUUGCUAACGGUGACAGGAUGGCCAUCGCAAGCCUCCUUGAGAUAUUUACAAGUCUCAUGGAGUACAUAUUGAACCGGAUAGAAAGUGAUGUUUCAGAUACCGAUAGUGAAGGUGGCGAACAAGGUGAAGAAGAGAACUACGAUCCUGAUCGAGUGACGCCAGAAGUUAUCGAUGACAUCUUGUCAAGAGAACUUGGGAAAGGUUACACAGAUGUCACUCAGGAGCCAGCAGCAGCAUCUAGGCCUCUUAACCCCCCUGCGAUUACUAUUGAACAGUUGAAUAGCCCCCCUGUCCGAGGUCCCAAGAGGAGUGUUGAUGCAGUGAGGAGGUUGGCUGGAGAAGGUGGAUCUGAUUCAUCAGAGCCAAGCGAGCCACAGAAGAAUUACAGAGAUUACUACUUGGAUGGGACAGGCGAUUCUACAGCUGAGCUAAUCAGGGAGAGUGAGGAGAUUGAGAAGAAACUUAAAGAACAAGAGGAGGCCCUGAAAGCUGCCCAAGCCAUCCGAGAUGCAAGAGACUCCAGAGAUGAUCUCGAUCUCACCUCAUCUGUCUCCCUGCCUGGGAAUAUCACCCCAGACAAGAGCGAUCACAAGUUUCUAGAUGUUGGCGUGCGUCCUCGUGCCCUAGAUACCCAGAGUGUGUCUGAUGGCAGCCAGGAUGGCAAACCUCCUCAGCAGACGUUUACACAUCAUUUGUAUCAUCAUUUUGAUUCAGGUGCCCAUCCAAAACAAUAUUCUUCAUCACUUCCCUAUCCAUCAACAUCUGCGGACGAUAACCUCAAAAACCGGUACAAGUCCGGACCUGCAUUUUCUCGAGACCUGCAAUAUGAUGGUCUUUCGCGAAGUAUUGAUCUUCCAACGUCGUCAUCGGCUGCUGUUGGAAGAGCAGUUGAUCGUCCUCGAAGUGUUCCUCUUGACAGUAAGGUGCGCCCUUCAACUAGUCGAGAAGGAUCCAGGAGUGUCUCACCCAGUAAGACACGUUCGUAUGAAAGUUUGAUGUCUCUGACGCAGGAGACUGCUGCCAUGUCGCGCCAUGCCAUUGAGGAAAGCCCAGUCAGACAGAGAGAGGAUCGUGAAGCUGUCUUAUCAGCUGCUAUCAAGUCAACCCUGAAAAAGAUACAAAAUGAGGCCAAUGAAAUGGAUACAUUAGCGAAGACUCUCCCAGUGUCGACACGGAGGAAAGAGGCUGGGGAGAAGUUGAGUAAGAGCUUGGGGAUUGACCGGCAGAAGAGGGAGAGCCCCACCAAGUGCAGGGAAACAAAGGGCAAGGCUAGAGACUAUCCAAAAUCCACAGCAUUUGUUUCAUCUCGUACCAAGAGGCAGCAGACGAAUGACAAGGAGUUAUUGAGGGAUGUUGAAAAUUACCCAGCGUAUAGAAAAUACUUGCAGGAGUAUAAGGAUAGUCGGGGGGAACUAAGUGAUGAUGAACUCUCACAGCACAGUGACACGGCAGUUGAUUAUGAUAGACACGUCAGAUCCAAAGAGAAUGGGAAUCCCUGGGAAUAUGACUUGAACAGAGAUUUAGCCAAGUCUUAUGCACAUUCAAGAAAGGUGCAUUUUGGAGACUGGAUGAAUACGACUGGGCCUGAAAGUCUUGCUGCUGUCAGAAAGAAGAUCGAGAGAGAGAACAGAAAGCAGGAGUCCAGAACAGAUCUUUUGAAUAGAAUGUUUGAACGUGAAUAUGUGGAUAUUGAGGAUGAAGAGAAAUCAAGAUUGGCAAAACCAAAGAAAAAAGCUGCAGAAACAGAAGCUAAGUUCAAGAAAGCAGUGUCCAAGCCUAAAGUAGGCAAGCCAAAGAAGAGGUCCGCACCCCUGAGUCCGUCUGCUCGUGCCCGAGGAGCACGAGGUUUCAUUAGGGACAGAAAGCGUAGCACUUCAGCUAGUCCACCGAGGAUGAAGAGAAGAACGCAAUUAUGUAUAAAAGACAACGACAUCCUGCCGAUGUUGCUGGAGGAGUUCCCCUACCUGUACCUGUCAUCUGAGACACUCCAUGAUCUGUGGAGGAAGAGCUUCCAUCAGAUCGAGCAGCUGUCCAAGGUCGAGCAGGAGACGAAGAGCAGGAAGGGACGCGCGCAGACGCAGCUCGAGGAGGCCGAGAAACGACAAGAUAUACUCACCGAGAUCAUGAGGAAAGAACUCGCUCACAAUCAGAGACUGCGGGAUCAACGUGAUCGAGACACCCAGCAGCGUUCAAUCAAGAAUAAGUUACAAGAGAAACGUCUGCAGUCGACAAGGAUCAGAAAGUAUUAUGAAGAGUAUCAGCUGAGAAUGCGGGCGAAGAUGUUGAAAAAGAGGACUCGGGAAGAAUUGGUUUUCAAACGAUUGUUCAAGGAAGGCUUAGACAUUCAACGUGAACGCAUCCGAGAGUUGCGCAAGUACGCCAAGGAUCAGAAAGCCAAACGAGCCGAGGUGCAACAAAAUGAGAUUGAGUCACUGGAGAACUUCUAUCGAGACCAGUUUUCCCUACUUGCCGACUCGAUGAGCAAAGAAAGAGAUGAUUUGAAAGUCAAGGAGAAUGCUCAGGCAAAGGUUCUUGAACAAAUGAAGAAAGAACUUCGCAAGAAGAUGGAACGUGAAAUAGGAGAUUUACAACAGCAGCUGCAGCGAGACGAGGAUGAUGUAUACUGGCGCCAUCUCGACGCUGAACGACUCAAACAUGAACUCUUUAUGGCUAAAUACAAGACUACAAUAUAAACAUUGCAUUGCAGAGUGUGGCAAGUACAUAACUUUUGUAGUUGUACACCUGAACUUGAAGGACUGAUGCCGAUAGUGACUUUUACUGACUUUUGCAAAUAACCUCAGUGUGUGAAACAAUUUUUCACUUAAAAAGCUGAAAUAGAUUUCAAUUUCUCUGAUGUUGUGUCUUCAUCCUACUGACACACACGCCGUAUCAUGCAUUCACUGAUUCUCGGAUGAAACGGCUCGAAUUUCUAAAAGUUUGUUUUUUAUCGAAAGUCAUCAGUCCUUGAUGUUUCACUGCAUGCUGCACAGAAAUGUUUGUAAACUGCAUUAUCCUGUUGCGGCUAUACAAACCGCACAUGUUCUACAACCGAUCCUAGUUGCAUGGAGUUUUCAACUGCACGUCAAACAUGCUCCUGACCAUUUCGGCCCAUUUCACUUUAUACACGAUGCAUACUUGCUCCCUUUGCGUAAGGAUGGCAUUGCAUUGGAGGCCCUGUUUGAAAGAGGAUGGUCAAAGAUGGUGCUUAACUUGAUGUGGAGAGCGAAAAGAAUAUUUGCAUGUUUUUGGAAGAUUUAAUUUUUUCCAGCAACAUUGAUGAUAUUGUCUUUAAUUGUUCACUAUUGUACAAACUAAUGGCAGUGCUGAUGAUUUGUCGAAUAUGGGUAGUCCCUAUAACAAAUUGUAGUCUUCUAUUUAGUUUGGGAAAAGCACCUGGUGCGGUAAUAUACCCCGAUGUAGCUCAGUUUACAGCCUUUUGAAAAGAAGGAAGUUGUCUGUAAAGAGUAAGAAAUACAAUUCUUUAUUCCUUGCAGGAUCUUGGAAAUAUAAUCUUGUGAUCUUGACAUUAAACUUAAUCGGAGAAUUGUCCAUGUAUGCUUGGCAUUAUAUGAAAUUUGUACUGCUUGACUACGCUAGACAUAAAUUAUUUUUUGUUUGCCUUUUAGUUCAGAAUAGCAUUUCAUUCAUUUUGUUGUGUUCUCUUUGCGCUAGUUGCUGCAAGCAGAUUAGUCUCAGUCAAUGAAUGCUUAGUGAGUUUAUGUAAUCUGUGUUGAGGAAUCGCCCGGAGCUGGAUUAAGGCAGGCGAAAAGUGGCUGUCAAUUUGGACAGAGCUUUGUGAAUUUGUCCUUUCCACUACCAUACCAGUACUUUUGUUUAAUCUAGAUAGAUUUAGCUUCCAAGUAACUUUAUUUCACAAAUUGCAGUUUGUUCUUUCUUGAAUUUGGUCAGGUGUGAGAGCUUCUGGCAUUUAAACCAAGAUGUUCAAGAUUUAUUCCUUUUAUAAGUUGUGCGGACGAUGCAUUUGUAAAUUUAUCGUGCCGUUGAUAUUGAGCUGGCUCAAUGAAUGCACUUUAUGUACAUGUUAUAGAUGGCACUAUAUUGUAUAGGUGAGAGUUUAUAGCAGCUUUUCACAAGUUUAU